UCAACUACUGCGUGCACCCACCAGAAGCGAGCGGCGGAGCGAUGGCGGCGUUUCGGUCUGCAUUCGAUGCCGGAGAAAUGAGAACCGAGUUCGAGAAGGCCGGCAUCAAAUCGACCUUCAUCCCCUCCAUUUGGAAGCAGUUGAUUCAUGAUUCAAACAACCUAUUGAACCAAAAUAUGGCAUCCGAAUUCCAAUGGGAGAAAGCCGUGCCUUCGCUGCCAUCGGCGGCUUACUCCUUGCUCCGGUCAAAGUUUAAGCCUCUUACUUCCACCGUCAAUACCGUCGUCGAUUCCUCCGAUCAGGCCACCACCAAACUCCUUAUCAAGCUUCAGAGUGGGGCUCUUGUGGAGGCUGUCAUCAUGAGGUAUGAUUCUCGUCUGGGAAAAUAUGGCGACAAACCUCGACCAGGUGGUCUGCGGUCUACUCUCUGUAUUUCUUCGCAGGUUGGCUGCAAAAUGGGCUGCAGAUUCUGUGCAACCGGAACAAUGGGAUACAAAAGCAAUCUGACUUCAGGGGAGAUAGUAGAGCAGUUGGUCCAUGCCUCCCGUUUGUUCCAAAUACGCAAUGUUGUUUUCAUGGGAAUGGGAGAACCAUUGAAUAACUAUUCUGCUUUAGUGGAAGCUGUCCGUGUCAUGAUAGGCUCCCCAUUCUUAUUAUCACCCAAGAGAAUUACUAUCUCAACUGUUGGGAUUAUUCAUGCUAUAAGCAAACUGCAUGGUGAUCUACCGGGAUUGAACUUGGCCGUUUCCUUGCACGCACCUGCGCAAGAUAUUCGUUGCCAGAUAAUGCCUGCAGCUCGGGCUUUUCCUUUACAAAAACUUAUGGAUGCUCUCCAAGAAUAUCAACAAAAGAGUCGGCAAAAGAUAUUCAUCGAGUACAUAAUGCUUGACGGAGUGAAUGAUGAAGAGCAACAUGCCCACCAACUUGGAAAGUUGUUAGAGACAUUCCUGGUGGUUGUGAACUUAAUACCAUUCAAUCCUAUUGGUAGUUCAAGCCAAUUCAAAACCAGUAGUGAUGAGAAAGUUUCAGCAUUCCAACAAGUUCUUCGGGGUACGUAUAAUAUACGCACAACCAUUCGUAAGCAGAUGGGUCAAGAUAUUAGUGGUGCAUGUGGUCAACUGGUGGUCAGCCAGACUAAUAGAAUCUCCGGUAAACAAACAACUGUUCUACCUGACAUCGAAGAUCUUCACCUCUGAUUUAGACGAGAUACCACCAGCUGUUGAUUAAAAGUUGGUGGUUGGUUGGACGAGUCGAUCAGCCUCGGGGGGGAUCGAAAUCCUUGGACGACAUGAAAAUGCCAAGAAAACAGAGAAGUAAGAACAAGGUUGGGGGAAGACUUGACUGUGAUUGUUGUAAUUUAGGAUACUUUUAUGCAUUCAGCGUUGGCUUCGUAUACGGCUUUUUCAAUCUGAUUCUCCUUAUAGAUAGUUGAGGGGGGCAGGGUUCGGCCAAAGCCAAAAGCAAUAGAUGAAUGGAAGAAAAGUUCUUUUUUUUCCUUUUUUUUUUUUGUUAUGUAUUAUUAUUACUUUUUUAUUUCAAUGCUUUUCUUGGUCCCUUGAUUCUGUUUUGAAGUAUGCUUCUUAUGUUA
Molecule: messenger RNA, 1588 nt
Organism: Cucurbita moschata (crookneck pumpkin)
Lineage: Eukaryota; Viridiplantae; Streptophyta; Magnoliopsida; Cucurbitales; Cucurbitaceae
Product: dual-specificity RNA methyltransferase RlmN
Exons: 8
Coding region: 42-1196 (384 amino acids)
Biological process (GO): tRNA methylation; rRNA base methylation
Molecular function (GO): RNA methyltransferase activity; iron-sulfur cluster binding
Source: RefSeq, a predicted model, not a curated record